Messenger RNA from Lathyrus oleraceus (garden pea), 1598 nucleotides. RefSeq names its product serpin-ZX. Lineage: Eukaryota; Viridiplantae; Streptophyta; Magnoliopsida; Fabales; Fabaceae. Gene Ontology annotation, molecular function: serine-type endopeptidase inhibitor activity. The record is from RefSeq and is a predicted model, not a curated record. The transcript has 2 exons. The coding region runs from base 235 to 1407 and encodes 390 amino acids.
CCGAAAAGAGAGUAUCAAAUUCCAAACUUAGUCGGUAAGGAUCAAGACGAAAUGUCAACGUAAUGAAUAACACGCCAACACGGACAGCAACACGGUGGCACGUACACACACCGCAAAGUAUGACACUAACUACUGCUAAUAUUGCAUUAAAACACCAAUUUCAAAGUUGUGAAACUCAGAAGAGGAAUAUUGCUCGAAAGUCUUAGAUCUGUUUAAAAAUCGAAACAAGAGACAAUGGAUCUCCGUGAAUCAAUAACCCACCAAACCAACGUUUCCUUCACCAUCGCCAACCAUUUGUUCUCAAAACCAUCUCAUCAAGAUAAGAACAUCGUCUUAUCUCCACUUUCGCUCCAACUUGUUCUUAGCAUCAUAGCUGCCGGCUCUGAAGGUCCCACACAACAACAGCUUCUUGAAUUCCUCCAUUCCAAAUCCACCGAUCAUCUCAACUCCCUCGCCUCUCAGCUCGUUUCCGUCGUCCUCUCCGACGCUACUCCCGCCGGCGGACCUCUCCUCUCUUUCGUCGAUGGUGUAUGGAUUGAACAAACCCUAUCUCUUCAACCAUCCUUCAAAGAAAUCGUGUCUACUGAUUUCAAAGCCAAUUUGUCUUCCGUCGAUUUCCAGAACAAGGCUGUUGAAGUGACCGAUGAAGUGAAUUUAUGGGCUGAAAAAGAGACUAAUGGCCUCAUUAAAGAACUUCUUCCUAUAGGAUCAGUCAACAGCUCAACCAGGCUCAUCUUUGCUAAUGCUCUAUACUUUAAAGGAGCGUGGAGUGACAAGUUUGAUGCUUCGUUAACGAAAGAUAACGAUUUUCAUCUUUUGAGUGGUAGCGCAAUCAAGGUUCCUUUCAUGACCAGCAAGAAGAAGCAGUUUAUUAGAGAAUUCAAUGAUUUUAAAGUUCUUGGUCUUCCUUAUAAGCAAGGUGAAGAUAAGCGUCGAUUCUCCAUGUAUAUUUUUCUUCCGAAUGCAAAAGAUGGAUUGUCAGCUUUGGUUGAGAAAGUGGCUUCUGAAUCCGAGUUACUUGAUCACAAGCUCCCUUCUGAAAAAGUGCAAGUAGGUGACUUCAGGAUUCCAAGAUUCAAUAUUUCAUUUGGGCUUGAAACUUCUGAUGUACUCAAAGAGUUAGGAGUGGUUCUACCUUUCUCGACCGGAGGUUUGACAAAAAUGGUAGAUUCUCUUGUGGGUCAAAACCUUUGUGUUUCUAAUAUAUUUCACAAGUCUUUCAUUGAAGUAAAUGAAGAAGGCACAGAAGCAGCCGCGGCCACAGCAGCAACAAUACUAUUAAGGAGUAUGCGUGUUCCAACGACUGUAGACUUUGUAGCUGAUCGUCCUUUCUUAUUUGUGAUUAGAGAAGACUUGACUGGAACAAUUCUGUUUGUUGGUCGGGUGCUCAAUCCUCUUGUUGAAUGAUCUUAGCCACUCACCCUCGAUGUGUAUGUGCCAUGUAUUAAGGGAGAGAAGUAUGGAAGAAGAGUUUAUAUGAAUAUGUUUUACAACAUAUAGGUACUUCUGUUAAUGUUUGUUUGUAAGAGUAUAAAAAUAGGUUAUGACGUUUUGAAACCAAUCUCACUUUCAUUUAAGAGUUAUCUUAUCUCGUCUAA